AUGUUCAAUGUAGUAAGCUUAACUCCGGAUUUGGUAUUACCUUCUAACAGAUCUGCAAGUCAGAAGUACUGUUUGGUAGGGUUGGACGCCGCGGCGUACCAUGCAAUAGCCCAAGAAUUCAAUGGAUUUUUUAAUAUCACCUUCACAUACAAGCUCUCAUCCGAUAUUACAAUUCCUUAUGUCGUAGUAAAAGAUGAGAACGAUGAAAUUAUUGGGCCUAAGCUUGAUAUGCGUUGGAAGACGUUAAGUGAAAUGAACGAAACAAGUGAUUAUGUUAAAAGCAAAUUGGGGAACAAGCAUAUUGCCGCAGCAUGGAUCGUGUCCCACUGCGAAACACCUUGGCGUCGUAUAUAUGCCCAGGCAUUGCAACAUGAAUUAGCUAAACAUGGACAUAUUCUGGAUAUUUAUGGAAAAUGCGGUACCAAGCAGUGUUUGAAAGGUGGCUAUGGGAUAUGUGGUACUUUUAUGUGUCCCCAAUUUGAAAGAAUGGACGAAUGUUUAGCUAUUAUAGAAUCAGAUUAUUAUUUUUAUUUAUCAUUUGAAAAUUCAUUCGGUGAAGACUACGUCACUGAAAAACUUUUGCAUGCCUUGGAACAUUUUACUGUGCCCGUAGUGUUCGGUGGUGCCAACUAUGGCAGUACAUUCCAAUAUAUUGCUGAAUGGUGGAACGAGGAACAGCCCCCGUGGCCAACGAUAAAUCCAGAUAAUGGGACGCAAAACGAAGUAGAGAAAUUCUUAACGAACUUGAUAGAUUUCUUCAACCCGCCCUCGGAUUGA
Molecule: messenger RNA, 777 nt
Organism: Hyposmocoma kahamanoa
Lineage: Eukaryota; Metazoa; Arthropoda; Insecta; Lepidoptera; Cosmopterigidae
Product: alpha-(1,3)-fucosyltransferase C-like
Exons: 2
Coding region: 1-777 (258 amino acids)
Cellular component (GO): membrane
Molecular function (GO): alpha-(1->3)-fucosyltransferase activity
Source: RefSeq, a predicted model, not a curated record